This is a messenger RNA of Phycomyces blakesleeanus NRRL 1555(-), 564 nucleotides long. RefSeq lists its product as hypothetical. The transcript is spliced from 2 exons. Bases 1 to 564 code for a protein of 187 amino acids. Lineage: Eukaryota; Fungi; Mucoromycota; Mucoromycetes; Mucorales; Phycomycetaceae. The record is from RefSeq and is a predicted model, not a curated record.
AUGUCUUCUAAUACGCAGCAAUCCAAAAAAACGAAAAAGACGACUACAAAAAAGUCUGUUCAACAAACCGCUGGGACAGCAGCAAGCACAAGACAACGGGAAAUUCUUCCCAGCUUGACAGUUAGUGCAGAACUAGAUGGUACUGUCCUGUCCAUUUUGUUCACCAUGAGCACCCGACUGAAUGAAUCUCAUUCACUUCUGGAGAAGGUCUACCACAACAUGGGAGCAACCAAUAGUCAGAAUAACAAUUCGAACCAUAGUCCCAUUGGUCAGGCUCUUACUACAGGAGAAUAUAUAAAGUACCACCUUCCAAUGGUUUUAGUAGGAUAUAUACUAAGAUUGAUCCAUUCUCAAACACGAGCAGUUCUGGCAACAAUGCUAUUGAUGGUCAAUGAGGGCGCCUUCUCAACAUCCAACUGUCCCAUUGCUGAUAUAGUGCAGAGCUACACACAUCAGCAAGCUGAAGUAAAGUCUGUUUCGUCUGCAGUUGUGGAAGAGAAAACCCAAAGACAUAUUUCAUAUAUGCUUCAAAGGGCAAAAGCUUUGCCAGAAAAGAUAGCUUGA